Poecilia reticulata (guppy) is the source of this 2613-nucleotide messenger RNA. RefSeq names its product C-C chemokine receptor type 5-like. The record is from RefSeq and is a predicted model, not a curated record. NCBI's taxonomy places the organism in Eukaryota, Metazoa, Chordata, Actinopteri, Cyprinodontiformes, Poeciliidae. Gene Ontology annotation, molecular function: C-C chemokine receptor activity; C-C chemokine binding. Gene Ontology annotation, biological process: cell chemotaxis; calcium-mediated signaling; positive regulation of cytosolic calcium ion concentration. Gene Ontology annotation, cellular component: external side of plasma membrane; membrane.
AUCAUCACUAAAGCCUCCAUGACAAAGAGCUUUUAAAUCAAAAUCAGCAGGUAUAGUGUGCAUGUCAAAAAGCUUUGGCGGGUUUGUCAGUAUCUGGCACAUUUGCUCACUUGUUUUACAAGUUAUUGAGUUCUAUUUUCUGCCAGCUUGUUGUCAGAAGUGUACAGAUAAAGAUCUCGCCCAGGGACGAACAGGAAGCAACAUCUGCACUUCAGUUUCUCACUGUUUCUAGUCACAUAGUUAAGGCUGUGCUGGUUCGGAGGCAGUUCAUCCUCUCUGCUCGUUUGAGAGCAUCACAAUCGCUGUCAUCUAGAGGCAGGCAGACCUCAUCAACGAAUAUGGAUUUUUAUCUGAUUGAAGAAGGUUAUCACGGAAACAUCACCAUGUCAAAUAGCACUGAAGAGCCCCUCACAUCCAUGACGGAUGAUUAUUCAAGCUAUUACGACUACGAUAACAACCAAACCUCCUUUGUAUGUGAGCAGGAUGAUAUCAGGACAUUUAGUAAGGGGUUUCUGGUGACCAUCUACACUUUGGUGUUCAUCCUGGGCUUCUUAGGAAACGGCCUGGUCGUCUGUGUCCUAGUGAAACACCGCAACCAGACCAACAUGACUGACAUGUGUCUCUUCAACCUGGCCUUCUCUGAUCUCAUCUUCCUCCUCACGCUCCCAUUCUACAGUCACUAUGCUAUGGUUGGCAAGUGGACCUUCGGUGACUUCAUGUGUCGUUUCCUGUCCUGCUCCCACACCACCGGCUUCUUCAGCAGCAUCUUCUUCAUGGUUGUCAUGACGCUGGACCGCUACAUGGUUAUCAUGUACGCUCACAAGGUGGCACGGUAUCGCACAACAAAGACGUGCUUUUCUCUGAUUGUGUUGAUUUGGAUCAUGAGUGUCUGCGUGUCUCUGCCAACCUUCGUCUUUACAAAGUUAGAAAAUGACGGCGAAACAGUCAGCUGUUUUUACGGACCGGACAGUGAAGGCUGGGUCUACUACGAUCUGUUUGCUACAAAUAUUCUCGGUCUCGUGAUUCCCAUGCUGGUGAUGGUGGCUUGCUACUCGAGGAUAAUCCCCACUCUGGUGAAAAUGAGGACGGCCAAAAGGCACAGAAUCGUCAAGCUCAUCAUCUCCAUAAUGAUCGUCUUCUUCCUGUUCUGGGCGCCGUAUCACAUUUCCCGCUUCUUGAAGUUCCUGUAUUCCAUAGACCUACUAGCCAGCGGCUGCAGCGUGGAGACGAGCAUCAAGGUGUCGAUCACAGUGUCCGAGGCAAUCGCGUACACACACUGCUGCCUGAACCCCAUCAUAUACGCCUUCGUGGGGCAAAAGUUCAUGAGACGAGCCAUGCAGUUGCUGAAGAAAUGGGCACCUGGCCCAGUGAGUUUCACGGAGAGCUCAUUCAGGAGAAGUUCAGUUGUGUCCAAAUCCUCUGUCACCUCCACUGUCAUCAUGUAGGAGCUACAAGUGGACAUUUGGAUGUUGGUAGAGACUAAUGAGGCACUCCAGGCCACUUGGUGUCCUUGAUGUGGUUUUAUCAUUAAGACGACAACAUUCAUCAGUAUCGACUCUUAAAUGCAAUCUCUGUACAUCCUUUGAACCCUUUGUGUUUUGUUUUAAUCAAGACACUUCCUCCUCAUGACGUUGGAUGCAGAAAGGGUAUCAGGCCAACUUUACAGUUUGUAACGGCUUGCAACCACAAAGAUCUUCACAGUCACUUCAGAUAACACCGUUUUGUUAUUUCUUCCUCACACCUUUGUGAACUGAUGCUAAAUAAUAACAAUAAUAAAAAAAUAAAUAAAAAAAAUGUCUUCCAGCAGAGAGCUUUUGCAUCCUGCCCUGCACGGUGUUUUGCAUUCAUUGAAAAAAUUUUGCUUACUGUGCAGUUGAACAAUUUGUAGGACAUUUUUCAAAAGUUAUCAAAAAGAGUUGUAUUGUUAUCCUGUCUGCUGUAAUAUGUUCUGCUUUUUUAUAAUAAAAUUACUUUCCAGUUUUCAAAUCUGUCAACUUUUCACUUGAGAAUGUUUGAGGUAGUAUGUGAUCUUUCUCUCAGUUGAUGUGGCAGUCUGCUUUGUAGGAGUAUUGCUCAUCUGAAGACUGGAAGGCAAGUGGGACUUUUUUCUCCUUUUAUCUGCCAGAUUAGCAAAAUCUGCGAGCUUUUGCAUCGUGUUAGCUACUUUCAUAUAUUGGUGUAGAUGGUAAAACCGAGAGAAGAGGCAUGUACCGAGUGAGUCUCUCGCAAGACAAGGUAUGGCAGGAUAUUUUUUGGUGUACAUAUAUUUUCUUUAUUUUGCUCACAAUAUGUGCUUCAAGUAGCUCAGCUUAUAACAGGAAAUACGAUUAUCUACUGUAACUAUGUGAUACACAGCUCUACAUUACAAUGUCACCAGGUGACUCUGAACCCAUCCAAGCGCUGAACAAAUCCUUAGUACAGAUAAAUGUGUGGAUGUGCCAAAACUUUCUUCAGUCGAAUGGAAACAAAACUGAAGUUAUUUUCUUUGAAAACAUAAUCAAUGAAACAUUAAUCGACAUUCUGAUGUGUAACAACGACAAAAUGUAAUGUUUCGAUUGUUGACUGUGUGUUCCACAACCUUGUACUUUUGUUUUUUUGACGAUGUAAAGUACU